Molecule: messenger RNA, 1827 nt
Organism: Ilex paraguariensis (yerba mate)
Lineage: Eukaryota; Viridiplantae; Streptophyta; Magnoliopsida; Aquifoliales; Aquifoliaceae
Source: the annotation of a GenBank genome assembly
AAAAGAAAAAGAAAACAGUUUUGUUUAAGUACAGUGCUUAGAUUAAUGUUGCCAAAUUAAUUUAAAUUAUCAAAGCAGGCCAAUAAUUAAUAAAAAAGGCUAAAGAUAAAGCAGACCCGUUUAUUUUCUUCCAAGCAAAAUAAUGACUUCUCACCUAUAAAACACUCCAAACCCUGUCCUUUCUCACAUCACAAGCUUUCUUCUGGAGAGUUCAAAGUAAGAGAGAGAAGGAAUAGAGAGAGUUUGAGGAGAGAGAGCCUAGUGAGUAAGAAUGGAGGGUAAGGAAGAGGAUGUUAAGCUUGGAGCCAACAAGUUCCCAGAGAGACAACCCAUAGGCACAUCUGCUCAGACAGACAAAGACUACAAGGAGCCACCACCAGCACCCUUGUUUGAGCCCGGAGAGUUGUCAUCAUGGUCCUUUUACAGGGCUGGUAUUGCAGAGUUCAUGGCUACCUUCUUGUUCUUGUACAUCACAAUCUUGACUGUGAUGGGUGUGGGUAGAGCACCUACUAAGUGUGCCUCUGUUGGUAUACAAGGAAUUGCUUGGGCCUUUGGUGGUAUGAUCUUUGCUCUUGUCUAUUGCACUGCUGGUAUCUCAGGAGGACACAUUAACCCAGCUGUAACCUUCGGCUUGUUUCUGGCAAGGAAGCUUUCCCUAACCAGGGCUGUGUUCUACAUGGUGAUGCAAUGCCUUGGUGCCAUCUGUGGUGCUGGUGUUGUUAAGGGUUUCCAGAAAAAAGAAUAUGAGGCUUUGAAUGGUGGGGCUAAUUUUGUGAACCAUGGCUACACCAAGGGUGAUGGUCUUGGUGCUGAGAUUGUUGGCACCUUUGUUCUUGUCUACACUGUCUUCUCUGCCACUGAUGCCAAGAGAAGCGCCAGAGAUUCCCAUGUUCCUAUUUUGGCUCCUCUUCCCAUUGGGUUUGCAGUGUUCUUGGUUCAUUUGGCCACCAUUCCCAUUACAGGAACUGGCAUCAACCCAGCUAGGAGUCUUGGCGCCGCCAUCAUUUACAACAAAGACCACGCAUGGGAUGACCAAUGGAUUUUCUGGGUUGGACCCUUCAUUGGAGCUGCUCUUGCUGCUUUGUACCACCAGAUUGUCAUCAGAGCCAUUCCUUUCAAGAGCAGGGCUUAAGAUCCUUCCUUUUUGUGUCUCACCAUCAUGUUUCAUCCCAAUGGAUUUUCCAUUCUCCGCACAUUUGCAUUAGCCUGUGUCUUUUACUUACCUUUUUGUGGAGAUUUGGUGGUUUUACAAGUGUUAAACUGUGUGUGUAAAUUAUGAAAGUAUGCUGUAUUUAUUAAGCUUGUGCAUCCUAUUAAUGAAUGCUUGGAAAUCUGCCAUGUUUGGUUUAGAGAUGUUGUAACCUUCUCAAUUGCGAGUUGCUAUGACCCAGCUGAAUUCGUUUGGUGUUUGAAGAUCCCAAACUACUACUUGUGGUUCUUUUCUAUGCUCUACCAAACCUUAGGUUUGUGAGUUGUCAGCAUUAACCAAUCUCAUCCACCAUGGCCUCCGGCACUGGCUGAGGUUGCAGAUGGGCUGAGGGAGGUGGUCAUAGGUUGUUCAAGCGGCUUACAAGGUUAGUGAAAAUGAGCCAAAAGUUUAGUGGAAAGGAUAUAGAUCCGCAUGACACACAAGUGGUGUUUAGUACAUCUUGAUAGGGAUCAUCUAAGAUUUAGCUUUUUCCUACAAGUUUUCUCAAAAUUUGAUAUAAUGUAGUUUUAUUGUAAAGAUUCAUUUGAUAUCAAGUUCUAAUAUUUAAUAGAGUCUAUAUAGUCAAUUAAAAAAUUAUAUAGUGAAUUAGGUCAAUAAAUUAUGUUAAUAAAUUAAAU